UCUCUUGGAAUCCGUCAUUCACAAAUUUCAUAUUGUCUGUCAAGUUUAAGGGGUUUCAAUCUGAAAAAUCCUCUGUCUCCCUUCACAACCGUUCUUUUUUCUACAUUCCACUUCAGAUCUUAACUGAAUUUCGUCCAAAAUCCUCAGGUUUCUAGGGUUUCUAUACAGUCACAAUGCACAUCAAAGAGGUUUGUUUAGAGGGAUUCAAAUCAUACGCUACAAGAACAGUUGUUCCAGGUUUCGAUCCCUUUUUCAAUGCCAUAACCGGAUUAAACGGAUCCGGGAAAUCGAACAUUCUCGAUUCCAUUUGCUUCGUGUUAGGUAUCACGAACUUGCAGCAGGUUCGAGCUUCGAAUUUACAGGAGUUGGUGUACAAGCAAGGACAAGCUGGUAUCACGAAGGCGACCGUGUCGGUUGUGUUUGAUAACUCCGAUAGGAGUAGAAGCCCACUUGGAUACGAAGAUUGCCCCGAAAUUACUGUUACUCGCCAGAUUGUGGUUGGUGGGAGGAACAAGUACUUGAUCAAUGGACAUCUUGCACAACCAAGUCGAGUGCAAAAUCUUUUUCACUCAGUUCAGCUAAAUGUCAACAAUCCACAUUUUCUGAUUAUGCAAGGGCGCAUUACCAAGGUAUUAAACAUGAAACCUCCUGAAAUAUUGUCCAUGCUUGAAGAAGCAGCUGGAACAAGAAUGUAUGAAACCAAAAAAGAUGCUGCUUUGAAGACCCUUGAGAAAAAGCAGGGUAAAGUUGAUGAGAUCAACAAGCUUCUUGAUCAGGAAAUACUCCCUGCACUAGAAAAACUAAGGAAAGAGCGAAUGCAAUACAUGCAAUGGUCCAAUGGGAAUGCAGAAUUAGAUAGACUGAAAAGGUUUUGUAUUGCUUAUGAAUAUGUAGAAGCAGAAAAAAUUCGAGAUAAUGCAGUUCAUGGUGUUGAAGAGGUAAAAGCCAAGAUAACUGAGAUUGACAGUAAUACAGAGACAAUGCAAACAGAAAUACAAGAAAUGGAGGCGAAUGUAACAAAGUUAACUGCUGAAAAAGAUGCAACCAUGGGUGGGGAGGUUAAGGCUCUGUCAGAUAAAGUUGAUGCUAUUUCUUGUGAUCUUGUGAAAGAAACUUCGGUUUUGAAAAAUCAAGAGGACAAUCUCAACACCGAGAAAAAGAAUGCUGUAAAGAUUGAAAAAAAUCUUGAAGAACUGAAGCAGUCUGUUGAAGAUAGAGCUAAUGCUGUAAAAAGUGCAGAAGAUGGAGCAGCUGAUUUGAAGAAAAGAGUUGAAGAGCUAAAGAAGAGUUUAGAAGAACAUGAAAAAGAGUACCAGGGUGUUGUUGCUGGUAAAAGCAGUGGUAAUGAAGAGAAGUGUCUUGAAGAUCAAUUAGGUGAUGCUAAAGUGGCAGUUGGAAAGGCAGAAACCGAGUUGAAGCAGUUGAAAACAAAGAUAAGUCAUGGUGAAAAGGAGCUAAAAGAGAACACAACUAAGUUAUUAUCAAAGCGGGAUGAAGCUGUUUCUGUAGAAAAAGAGCUCAAAAUCAGACAGAAAGAUGUAGAAAAUGUUGAAAAGGCUUUGAAAUCUUUAUCAUAUGAGGAAGGACAGAUGGAAGGUUUACAAAAGGACCGAAUGGUGGAGUCAGAAGCAGUACAUAAGAUAAAAGAGGAAAUAAGGAUGAUUUCUUCACGUUUGGGGAACAUUGAGUUCUCUUAUCGUGAUCCUGUGAAGAACUUUGACCGGUCAAGAGUCAAAGGCGUGGUUGCAAAGCUUAUUAAAGUCAAAGAUAGCUCAACUAUGACUGCAUUGGAGGUCUGUGCAGGUGGGAAGUUGUUUAAUAUUGUGGUGGACACUGAAAAUACAGGAAAACAACUUUUACAAAAUGGUGAUCUCAGAAGAAGAGUGACAAUUAUUCCUUUGAAUAAAAUCCAAAGCCAUCCUGUACCUUCUAGAGUUCAAACUGCUGCUACUAAACUGGCAAGUAAAGGCAAUGCUGAGGUGGCACUUUCAUUGGUUGGUUAUGAUGAUGAGCUCCAGACUGCAAUGGAAUAUGUGUUUGGUGCAACUUUUGUUUGUAAGACCAGUGAUGCUGCAAAAGAGGUUGCAUUUAAUCGCCAAGUUAGUACCCCUAGUGUGACAUUGGAAGGUGACAUUUUUCAACCAAGUGGUCUUCUGACUGGUGGUUCUCGCAAGGGUGGUGGUGAUCUAUUAAGACAACUACAUGCUUUAGGAGAGGCUGAAUCAGAAUUAUCAUUACAUCAAAAACGACUAUCAGAAAUCGAAUCAAAGAUUAAUGAGCUUCUUCCACUUCAAAAAAAGUACAACGACUUAAAGACUCAAUUAGAACUUAAGUCAUAUGAUCUUUCACUCUUCCAAACCAGAGCUGAGCAGAAUGAGCAUCAUAAGCUUAGUGAAACAGUAAAAAGAAUCGAGCAAGAGCUUGCAGAAGCUAAAUCUGCUGUUAAUGAAAAGCAAGCACUUUAUAAAAAAUGUGUAGCUGAAGUGACAAAUCUUGAAAAGUCAAUUAAAGACCAUUCCAGUAAUCGGGAACGUAUGCUCAAAGAUUUAGAAAAAAAGAUUAAGGAUGUGAAAAAAAAUAUGCAGUCAGCUUCAAAGGACCUCAAGGGGCAUGAAAAUGAAAGGGAGAAGCUUAUAAUGGAAGCCGAGGCAGUUAAACAAGAACAGGCGUCUUUAGAGAAUCAGUUAGUUUCUUUUGAGAAGCAGAUUAGUGUGUUGACUGCUGAAGUGGAUGCACUGAAGACCAAGGUUAUUUCAUUGAAAGAUGAACAUAGUGAAGCACAACGUGAGCUAAAUGCAGCCCGUAAGAAGGUGAAGGAGUGUGACUCACAAAUCAGUCGUAUUCUUAAAGAUCAGCAAAAACUUAGAAAUAAAAUGGGUGAGAAAAAUCUUGAGAGGAAAAAGUUAGAAAAUGAGGUCAAACGUAUGGAAAUGGAACAGAAAGAGUGUUCAUCAAAGGUUGAUAGAUUGAUUGAGAAGAAUUCUUGGAUAAAUUCUGAGAAACAACUUUUUGGAAGAAGUGGAAGUGAUUAUGAUUUCACAUCCCGUGAUCCACAUAAAGCAAGGGAACAUUUUGAAAGUCUCCAGGCUGAACAAGCAGGGCUUGAGAAGAGGGUGAACAAGAAAGUUAUGGCCAUGUUUGAGAAAGCAGAAGAUGAGUACAAUGACUUGAUAUCCAAGAAGAACAUUAUUGAGAAUGACAAGUCAAAGAUUAAGCUGGUGAUUGAAGAGCUUGAUGAGAAGAAAAAGGAGACGCUGAAAGUGACAUGGGUUAAAGUGAACAGUGAUUUUGGAUCUAUAUUUUCCACGUUGUUGCCUGGAACAAUGGCAAAGCUAGAACCACCAGAGGGAGGGACAUUUUUGGAUGGAUUAGAAGUGCGGGUGGCAUUUGGGGGUGUUUGGAAACAGUCAUUAUCAGAACUCAGUGGUGGACAAAGAUCUCUACUUGCACUUUCUUUAAUUUUAGCACUACUUCUUUUCAAACCAGCCCCACUUUAUAUAUUGGAUGAGGUUGAUGCAGCUCUUGAUCUGAGUCAUACACAGAACAUCGGGCGGAUGAUCAAAGCUCACUUUCCACAUUCUCAGUUUAUUGUCGUUUCCUUGAAAGAAGGGAUGUUCAACAAUGCGAAUGUUCUUUUUCGUACAAAAUUCGUGGAUGGUGUUUCUACUGUUCAAAGAACAGUUGCAUCAAAGAAGAGUUGAUUGUUUGUUUUUUCAAAUGGUGGUUUGUUUGUUUUUAGAGGAUAUUUGUUAAAUGUUAUGUAUGCAAUGGCUUGUUGUGUAAAACCAUUUUCUUUGUAAUAUAUUUUAUAUUAAAGGCUUGUUGUGUCAAAA
Molecule: messenger RNA, 3833 nt
Organism: Lactuca sativa (garden lettuce)
Lineage: Eukaryota; Viridiplantae; Streptophyta; Magnoliopsida; Asterales; Asteraceae
Gene: SMC2
Product: structural maintenance of chromosomes 2
Biological process (GO): chromosome organization
Cellular component (GO): chromosome
Molecular function (GO): ATP hydrolysis activity; ATP binding; protein binding
Source: RefSeq, a predicted model, not a curated record